UAUAGGCAUAAAUGGCUACUGACCUCCAACCUCUCCAAAUGUGUCUAUAAGCUCCAGUAGGACCAUUGUGACAACAGGUUACACAACUCUAUGUUCUAUUACUGCAGUAGUAUCAAGUGAAAGCAUGUCUGUGUACGCUAUCCACAAAGACUACAUGUGUGUUCUAUAGUCAAUCAGUUUAACAAAUGUCUUUUGUUUUAUUGUCUAAUCUGCAGUUUCACAGAUUGUACCAGCCAGUGUUGCAAUACUUAACACAAGUGUAGUAUGGUCUUGCUACUGCCCACAACACAACAUGUUGAAAUAUAAAUGCAGGGGAAAUUAUAAGUGAGUUGAGUGUAUUUUUAUUUUAAAAUGUUCCAUGAUUUGGUUGCAAACACUCAUGUUCAUUCCAGGCUAGUUGGGGCUGAAAGUCUAAUAUAGCUGUGAACAGUCAGACGUCAAACAUUAAAAUGGUUCCUCUCCACCCCGUUUGGCAAAUGAAAACCUGAGCUUAGAUGCAUUCCUGGCCUGAAAUCUGAUGUGCCUGGGCUUGGGAGCACACACACUCCUGCAUGUGAAGCCCUUCUUCUCCAAACACCUUUCUGCUUUGUGCACAUGGCCUUGCAGUUGUUUUAACUAAUUGCAUGAACUAUAACAUUAUAGGCCUACAGGCCAGGUGUUCAUAAUGUCAGUGUGAUGGGGGAAGUUAUUCAGAGGCAGGCAUUGAGACAUCAGCGACAGUGUGUUCUGUAGGAAGUCGCAGGUUCAUUAACACACAGGACUUAGGCACAGUCCCUACUACUAAUAUGUAUGCGUGCGUGCGUGCGCAGAGAAAGCAAGAGAGAUUUGGCCGGGUGCUCCAGUGAGGGGCCCACGUGCUCUGUGUGUGGUCCUGGUCUCUCCCUGACUCAUUCUCAGACAGCCAUGUUGCUGUGGGUUUUAAGGAGGCCCAAUGCUUCACUCAGAGAGAACGAUGGGGAAACAUGGGGCUCCCCUCAUUCAUACAGCACAGGCCAAAAACAAAACAUCUAUUGUCAUUUCAACCAGCAGGAGGUAGGCUGUUGGAGCAUUACAUCUAAUGCACUGCCCUAUAACGGUCAGGUUAGAGAGAGACUUUGAUCACAUCACAAGCACGAAGAGGAUUGUUUGAGACUGUAUGGUGUUCUGGCUAUGUGAAUGAUGAAACAUUCAUUAAAUCUACAGUGUGGCUGUCCCAUUGGUUGAUAUAGACAGAAUCUUAAAUCUGACCAAUGUCAGUCACUUAUGGCUUCAUUUACAGUUAACGUAUAAUCAACCUCUGAAAGUUUUCUUGGUCAGUUUGAGGUCUCAUUCGGGUGAAGAGCAGUGCUACCUUAACUGGGAGAGAGAAUCCACAUUUCCAUUAUGAGGGUCUCCUAGGAAACUGAUUUAAUAUGGACUGGGAGGAAAUAAACAAGACAAACUUUUUUUACACAUCCAAAAUGCCAUGUUAUUCAUUAUUUAUAAUUCCACCAGGCCAUCCCAUCCCCCAACCAACACCCAUACAGUAGGCUGCACACUCGUUUAGAAACUGUGCAAUUUAAGCAGAGAAAAUGACAAUCUUGUCUGAUCUUUUAGAAUCAAAGUAGCCUAAGGAGUGGAUAAUUGACUUGUUUAUGUCCACGACAACAAACUUUCCCUGAGUGGCUACUGGCAUGCCGCUGGCGGAUAAACUUGCAGUUACCAUUUUUGUGGUGGUGAAUGAACAGUCUUUGGAGUGGGAUGACAAAGAAAUAUAGCCUACUGUGCUCGCAUAUUCACUAAGAUUUCAAUUGUAUGGCAAAGUGAGGCUCUAGUUUAAUCACAGAUUUGAAGUACUAUCGAAGAGACUACUGAAAUGCUUGUUCACACCAACAUAACUGAUCAGUCUGUGAUUUCAAAUCUAUUCAUUCUUAAUAGCAACAAGUGCAAAUGUAGGAGGUACGGUCAGAUGUAAGUCGUGGAGGACAAUAUGGGUCUUUGGAGAUCUUUCAAAGACUUGUUUUUGGAAAUGAACAAAGUGAGUGUCUUAAGGUACUCCAGUUAUAUAGCCAAGCUAUCAUUUCUCAUUAUGUAUGUAUUCCUUGUGUUACAAUUUUUUGUUAAAUAUUAUUAUUUGUUUUAUUUAUGUAUUGUAUUCUGCAGUGUUGGUAAGGGCACAUGAGUAAGCGUUUCACUGUCUACACCUGUUGUUUACGAAGCAGGUGACAAUAACAUUUGAUUCUGAUUGAUUUGACGAAUGUGUUGUGUCAGAAAUAUUGGCUCUAAAUGAACGGACGAUUAAACAAACAAGCAUAUGAUAUAAAGGUACACAGCUGGCUUUCUUACUGCAGUCUGUCCUGGUAGGACAGAGAUUGUUUUGGUAUUCCUAUAAGGCAUAGUUUUACCCAUGGAGAGGGGGAUGGGAUGACAGGGUUUUGUUACUUUGGCUCUCCCCCACCAUGUGCAUACCAGAGGCAGAACAAAAUAGCAGACACGACUGCAAGCGAGAAAAACAAAGACCAAACUCCAUCAGACACAUCGCAGAAUUCUAUAGAAAUACCCCAAAACUGCCCAUUUUUGGGAUAGGUCUACAUAGAUGAAAUGAAAAUAGUUUUUUUUCAGCAAAAGAGGGGAAAGUGGGAGCGCGAGGGGGUUGGAGCGCGUAGACUAGAGAUCAUGUUACAGUUUCAGACUUUUCACGGCAAGUUGUGGGGGAGGGUGAAUCUGUUACUUUGAUUUCUUUUUAAUAGGCAUAUCCAACAAAAACAGCGGAAGGAAUAGUUCCACUUGAUUUUAAUUGAAUAUCAUGCAUGCAUCUUUUCGUUUUUUGGUGGCGAUCGAAUUGUGUGUAGGGAAUUCCAAAUCAAGGACUACAUGACAAAAUGCUAAAUGAAAAAGUUCGGGACUGUGUGAAAACUGGGAAAACGUUUCGUUUCAUUGUAUCAUAAUGUUACAUUCGGCAUCAAAUGAACAAGAGCACUUCGUGCUAUUUUUAUUAACGGUUACUUUUUAGAUUACUGGAAUACAAAGUAUAAUUUUUUUCUUCCUGGAAACAAAGUUGCACCGUUGAAUCUCCAAGAUGUCUUCCCGUGGAUGGAGUUCCAUUGUUGGUGGGUUGGGGAUGCUUUGCGUUUGGGCUGCCUCCUUUCUGGUUACUCAUGCGGUAACGGUACAGAGAAACGAAACAAUUUUCAAUGAUUUCUGCAAGAAAACUACAACAUGUGAAGUGCUUAAAUAUAAUACAUGUCUUGGGUCCCCACUACCGUACACGCACACGUCUCUUGCCUUGGCUGAAGACUCAAGUACCCAAGACGAAGCAUUUGAGAAGUUGGCCAUGUGGUCUGGUCUGAGGAACGCCCCUCGCUGCUGGGCGGUCAUCCAGCCCCUGCUGUGUGCCGUCUACAUGCCCAAGUGUGACAACGGGCAGGUGGAGCUUCCCAGCCAGCACCUGUGCCAGGCUACGCGUCGCCCCUGCAGCAUCGUGGACCAGGAGAGGGGCUGGCCCAACUUCCUCAAGUGUGAGGAGAUGGACAAGUACCCCAUGGGCUGCACGAACGAGGUGCAGAAGCUGAAGUUCAACACUUCGGGACACUGCGAAGCCCCCCUGGUGAAGACAGACGUUCAGGCCAGCUGGUACAAAGAUGUGGAGGGCUGCGGCAUCCAGUGCAACAACCCCCUGUUCACCGACGAGGAGCACUCGGACAUGCACGCCUACAUCGCUGUGUUCGGCACCGUCACCCUGCUCUGCACCUUUUUCACUCUGGCCACCUUUCUGGCGGACUGGAAGAAUUCAAACCGUUACCCCGCCGUCAUCCUCUUCUACAUCAAUACCUGUUUCUUCAUGGGCAGUAUCGGCUGGCUGGCUCAGUUCAUGGAUGGAGCUCGCAAAGAGAUCGUGUGUAAGAGUGACAACACCAUGCGUUUAGGGGAGCCCUCGUCUACCGAGACUCUGUCGUGUGUCAUCAUCUUCAGCCUCGUCUACUACUCCCUGAUGUCUGGGGUGAUCUGGUUUGUCAUGCUGACCUUCGCCUGGCACACGUCCUUCAAGGCCCUGGGCACCACCCACCAGCCCCUGUCGGGCAAGACCUCAUACUUCCACAUGGUCACAUGGUCCGUCCCCUUCAUCCUCACUGUGGCUAUUCUAGCCACCGCUGAGGUGGACGGAGACUCUGUCAGUGGGAUCUGUUUCGUGGGCUAUAAGAACUACCGCUACCGUGCUGGCUUUGUGUUGGCUCCCAUUGGAGUUGUGCUUGUCAUUGGUGGCUAUUUCCUCAUACGAGGAGUCAUGACGUUGUUCUCCAUCAAGAGUAACCACCCGGGUCUUCUGAGUGAGAAGGCAGCGAGCAAAAUCAACGAAACAAUGCUAAGACUUGGUAUAUUUGGGUUCCUGGCGUUUGGCUUUGUCUUAAUCACAUUUGGCUGCCACUUCUAUGACUUCUUCAACCAGGCUGAGUGGGAGAAGAGCUUCAGAGAAUAUGUGUUGUGCGAGGCCAAUGUGACGAUCGCUCAUCAGACCAACAAGCCGAUCCCAGAAUGUACUAUCAAGAACCGUCCCAGUCUACUGGUGGAAAAGAUUAAUCUGUUCUCUAUGUUCGGCACGGGCAUCGCCAUGAGCACCUGGGUGUGGACCAAGGCCACGAUCCUCAUCUGGAAACGCACCUGGUGCAAGGUUAUCGGCCGUAGCGACGAUGAGCCCAAGAGGAUAAAGAAGAGCAAGAUGAUAGCCAAGGCCUUCUCCAAGCGCAAGGAGCUCCACAAAGACCCGGAGAAGGAGCUGUCCUUCAGCAUGCACACUGUCUCUCAUGACGGGCCAGUAGCUGGCAUCAACUUUGACCUGAACGGGGAGCCAUCCAACGAGAUGUCUUCAGCCUGGGCCCAGCAUGUGACCAAGAUGGUGGCCAGGAGGGGCGCCAUUCUACCGCAGGACAUCUCUGUCACCCCUACAGGGACACCUGUUCCACCGCCAGAGGAGAGGAACAAGCUGUGGAUGGUGGAGGCGGAGAUCUCCCCUGAGAUGAUGAAGAGGAAGAAGAAGAGGAAGAAGAGGAAGAAGGAGGCGCGUCCUCUGGAGGAGCUGGCCGAACACCAGGGCUACCGUCAGCGAGAGUUUGGCACCAGCUCGGUGCCACGGCUACCCAAGCUGCCCGGCCACAGGAGCCUGGUGGCCAAUCUGAGGCAGCACCAGGAGGCUGAGGACGUCCUUCCAGGCUCUUACCCAGAGUUUAGGCCCUCUCAUCCCCUGCCCUACCAGGAGAGGUACGGAGGAGCCCUGGGGGCCUCCUCUAGCCAGAGGAGCAGGUACCCUGACCUCAACCCCCUCUCCCUCAGCGACCUGCCAGAGGACCUCGGCCUGGGGCCUCGCUGCCGCCCCCAACAACCACCCCUCUCCUUCUGGCAGCCCAAUGGAGCGUUCCACUACUCCGGGGAGGUGGCGCCUAUGGCAGGGCUGUCUGGGAGGACAGACCACAUGGGGAGGUCGCAGGGGGGUCAAAGGAGGGCGGAGUGGGGGCAGAUCCACUCUAGAACCAACCUGAUGGAGGCGGAGCUUAUGGAUGCUGACUCUGACUUCUGAGAGCAAACGUGUGGUUGUGGGGUUUUCUGGGGGUUUUUACAGACUGUGAGAGAAAAGUGCUGGAUACUUACACUUAUGGUGCUCCCUUGUCACUGCCCAACAGUCAAGAUGAAACAGGACUCAAGUCAAGUUAAUUGGUCAGAUCUGUUUCAUUUAAAGGGAAGGGCUAAAGGAGAACUGAUCAGGCCAGUUUGGGUCAUCAGGGUGAGCUUCAUGAAAGCUUAUUGGCUUAUGUCCCACUGGGCACAAACUGGUUGAAUCAACGUUGUUUCCACAUCAUUUCAACCCCCCAAAAUCUAUGCGAUGACGUUGAAUCAAUGUGGAAAACUGAUUGGAUUUGAACGUGAGGGCAUUUCAUAUUUUUUUCACCCAACCUUUAAGCUAAAUCCUAUGACAUGGUGUCAUUUGUUGUUGAUUUCACAUUGAAUUCACGUUAGUUAACAACUCAACCAAAUGUAAAUCAAAACUAGACGUUGAACUGACUUCUGUACCCAGUGGGGCGGCUCUGAAUGUCUCUUAACAAAUCACAGUAGCUACACUUUCAUAAAAAUGUGUUUAAAAAUCUUUAAAAUCUAUAGCUGCGUUUAGACAGGCAGCCUAAUUCUGAUAUUUUUACCACUAAUUGGUCUUUUGACAUCCUUUUCAGAGCUGAUCUGAUUGGUGAAAAAAAGAUCAGAAUUAGUCUGCCUGUCUAAAUGAGCUAAAUUAUUUGAAUAAAGCACUUUUCUGUUCUACAAGUGGUCUGGGUCUAUAGUUGUGGAGAGAAAUAAGGUACCUCGUUAGCUACAAAGCUUUUCGGAAACGCCUCCCAGACUCGUCAAUGCUGUGUGACUUACUGAAAAUAAUUCCACUUGUGGCAUUGGUCAGAAAACGGACAUGAUCACCCAUGUUGCAACAACUAACUUCUGUUGUCAGAAACAUUUCAUUGAAUGAUGGCAGCAGAAGAGGCAGCUCAACUCUGAACGAAUUGGAUGAGGGUCACCAUCACUGACAUGAUCCCGGGUCACUAUCUCUUGGAUCAGAUAUCACUCUUGUUGAUUUCAGUCUCAUAGCCAUUCAUUCAUUAUAUGACUUCCAAGACUCUUCCAGGGAUCUUGUCGUUCCCUGAGUCAUUUCAUGCAUCUUAGGGUUCAUGUAAGUAGUGUAAAGUGGCUUCCUUUCCUUGUCUCUUUUCCACGUCAUUGCUGACUUUAGAAAACUGGACCGGUGAAAGCUAAUUCCAUGUAGGCGUUCUCCAUAUCGCUUUCAACUAGCCUGUGUUAAUAAACUAAAUAUGACUAGAUCUGUAACGAUGGAGAGGAAGCCACUUUAGAUGAUUGACAUGCAGCCUCAUAUGAUGCAGAAACUAUCAGGCUCUGGAAGUUCCAUGUCUUUGUGUAUCAUCGUCAACUAGUAGUCUGUACUUUUGUCACAAAAAUAUAGAACUGUUUUUAUAUUGCCUGGUGCAAUCACACAAAAGUGAGCUUUUUUCACCUGAGGAGAAAGAGAAUUGAUUAGGUUUUUAUACCAGUGGAAAUGAAAUACACAACUGAGUGGGAAUCAAUCACUUCAUUUCUUGAAAGUGUUCUUGCACAUGUUAGCUACAUCAGUUAAAUUGUUACGUUUUUUUUCUGUACAAUUGUAUUAAAAAGGGUUAUUUUUUUACUGUAGUAUUUCCACGUUGUGUUUUACUCUAUUGGCAGCAGUGCUUGACUUGGACUGAAAUACAGUAGGUGCCGGUACUAAUUUUACAUGCUGGUACUGUUUUUAUUUAGGUGCAGGAGCUCCACAAUACUUUUCAGCUAAUAUUCUAGAAGAAGAACAGGCAGUAGAAAAAUGUAAGAUGCCGGUACUCAGCUCCGGUACUCAGCUCCGGUACUCAGCUCCGGUACUCAGCUCCGGUACUCAGCUCCGGUACUCAGCUCCGGUGAGCUCCUACCCAAGUUAAGCAUACGUAUAGACAACCUUGGCUAUACUUUGUUGAGUUUUCUGUGUUUUUAUUGUAUAGGACAGUGCUAUAUAUUUUGUCAUGUUGUCCUAGAGUUGAGCAAAACACCUUUAUUCUAUGCUUGUAAUUAUCUGCUACAAUUUCUAAAUGCACGUGUCUUGUCCAACUCUCUCUAUGUGUAGUGCACCUAUUCAUUUAUUGGGACCUAGGACGCAGUGGAGGCUGCUGAGGGGAGGAUGGCUCAUAAUAAUGGCUGGAACGGAGCAAAUGAAAUGGCAUCAAACACAUGGAUGUGUUUGAUGUAUUUAAUACCAUUCCACUAAUUCCAAUCUAGCCAUUACCACAAGCCUGUCCUCCCCAAUUAAGGUGCCACCAACCUCCUGUGCAAGGAUGCAGCAUACUUGUACAAUUCUAAGUUGUUAGACUGUAUGUUUGGUUGGUUUUCCAUGCUGAGGUACAUUACAGAUUUGCUCAGCAAAAGGGAAAAUUCACUGAAGCUCGUGAUGUAGUUGUACCAAUGCUGUAACCAAAGUAAUUUAGUAUUAUUGUCUUUGCGUCACACUCACAACAGUAUAAAGAUGGUGCCAAACUAAAGAUGUAGAAUCUUAAUUUGAUCAACCUGUUGCAGGAGAAAUGUAAAACUUGUACUGCAUUUGAGGUUUAAAACGGCUUCUGAAGUUACGAAAAAUGGAUCCAUCGCUACAAAAAUGGUCAUUAAUUAUAAUCCACAUAAUAACUCACAUUUCCUGUUGCUGCAGGAUUAUGUUUUUGCUGUAGCAAACUGGCUCAAAUUAAGAUCCUACAUAUGUAGUGUCAAUGUUAUGAUAGUCCUAUUAGCUAAUGUGCUAUGUGUAUCAGAGAUUAUUUAUAAAAUGUCCAUGUCUGGAAGAUAAAUUAAGAAAGCUGUAAAGCACUGCAAUGAAAAUAACACUGUAACAUUUGCUUAAUACAUUUGGACAUUUCUUGCACCAUCAGUGCAAACGAAUGUAAAUUUCCAUUUAAAAAAUUGUUUUGUGAAAAUACAUAAUCAAAAAAAGACACAUCAUAUCUAUCAAAUGUAUAUGAUAUUUCUCAUGUUGGAUACUGACCAGCCAGUUUAUUCCAUGGGAAAUGAACCUUGAUAUACUUUUUGAGGUAUUGUGAACAUUCUCAGAGUUUUCUUUUGCUGUCAAAGAGAAUUAAAUACAGUCCAUCUCUUUGUGGGUUCUUUAUAUUGGCAAAAUCCAUUUCCCUAUUGUCUAUGUAGCUUACUGCUGUUUCUCUCCACACUCAUAUCUUGAACACAGAACUGUAUUACUUUGAUCAUGAAGCUGUAUUUUUGUAUAAUUAUGUAAAUAAAAGGAAACCUAGAAUUCUGGUGUUGUUUUUUGAUUGAUUUAUUGAGAUUUGUGAAUAAAACAUAUUUCUAGUGUUGAUGGUCCAUAGUUCUGUUGUCCUACACUUGUUGGAAUAAAGUUUCCUUUCACAUAUAGUUUUUAGGUCUCCACUCAGUAUGAAAUGUUAUUUUCCUUGGUAACGUAAAUAGGCCAGGGAUAAGCAACUGGCCACUUUUGAGUCCUCGGAUCAAUUUCUAAGUCCUCUAAGUCCUCGGAUCAAUUUCUAAGUCCACUAAGUCCUCGGAUCAAUUUCCCCC
Molecule: messenger RNA, 9090 nt
Organism: Oncorhynchus mykiss (rainbow trout)
Lineage: Eukaryota; Metazoa; Chordata; Actinopteri; Salmoniformes; Salmonidae
Source: RefSeq, a predicted model, not a curated record